Glossina fuscipes is the source of this 333-nucleotide messenger RNA. Its product is annotated as transcription factor grauzone-like. Bases 4 to 330 code for a protein of 108 amino acids. The transcript has 2 exons. The record is from RefSeq and is a predicted model, not a curated record. NCBI's taxonomy places the organism in Eukaryota, Metazoa, Arthropoda, Insecta, Diptera, Glossinidae.
UUUAUGUCGCUGCAUUGUGAACAAUGCAAUGAAGAGGCGACCAACUUUACAGCCCUUAAUCGGCAUAUGCGUGCUGAACACAACGUGCGAGGCUGCGUCAGAUGUUGUAAUAAGCAAUUUUCUAAGCAUGGCUUACUUGUUGAGCACACACACGCCCAUUUAAAUCCUGCAUGUUAUAGUGAGAACUGUAGUCGUGUAUUUCCCGAUCGUAAGUCCAUGCGUAAUCAUUUUCUUAUGAAACAUCAAAAGGAUGAAGACAAAACACUUGCUUGUUCUCAGUGUCCCAGCAAAUUUGUUACUGUGUACCUAUUACAGUGUCACAAAGUGUAAUUA